AUGGAGAACAGUACAGAGUUCAGUUUGCUGUUGCAGGAGCUAGUGUGGAAUCGGGAAGCCUUGAUGGCGAUUUACCGUGCAGGGCUGAGUGAAACCCUGCUGGAUGAGUUGGCAAGAAUGGACCCUUCUGCCAGUUCCCUGGAGGCAUUGAUGCAAGUGGCCUUGAAGCUCGACCAGCAGUUGCAGGGGCGGAAGCAAGAGAGGGGAGCUGUUAUCAGGCUGCAGGAGAGGCCGUUUGAAAUGCCACACAUUCCAGAGAGAAGGCCUGGGAGCCAAAUGAGGAAUGGUCCGGCAGAAGAGGCUAUGCAGAUAGGUCUCCAGAAAACUCCUUCCAAAUGA
This is a messenger RNA of Podarcis lilfordi (Lilford's wall lizard), 339 nucleotides long. The record is from the annotation of a GenBank genome assembly. Lineage: Eukaryota; Metazoa; Chordata; Lepidosauria; Squamata; Lacertidae.